AGCAUCGCGGACAAACCCUCUGCAAAACUUACAGCCGAAGCGGGAAGCCUACGGAAACAAAAUGCAGAAUUGGAGAACGAAGUGCAGAAUUUAAGAAAACGGACACAGGACCUACAAAUUCAGGUGGAUCAACUAACCUACGAACUGGAAAGCCUCAACAAAUCCUACGACGAGGAAAUGAAGAAGCGUGUUCAGCUAGAGAGCUCAAUUACCAAACAAUCUGCAACUAUGGAAUAUUCACAAACUCUUUCAGCGGAGGUGGACGAGUUGAAUUUGACUGUAAAACAUUUGGAAAGUGAACUUGAAAGAAAGAACUCUCAGAUCGAGCAAUUGACACAGCAGUUGGAUCAAACAGUCAAGCUGUCCCAGCUAGCCACUGUUUCGGGCACCGACAGAGAUGCUUUUGUGACCGAACUCAAAUUAAGCCUCCAACGCACUCAGCAGGCCCUUGAUGCCGCCAAUGAUCAAAAUCGGGUUCUACAGGCUCGGAAUGAGUCGGCGCUUCUUGAAUCUCAACAACAACACCUCAUUCAAAGGCUAUUAAAGUCCCUUUGCACCCUGUAG
Molecule: messenger RNA, 564 nt
Organism: Hydatigera taeniaeformis
Lineage: Eukaryota; Metazoa; Platyhelminthes; Cestoda; Cyclophyllidea; Taeniidae
Source: the annotation of a GenBank genome assembly